AUGACGACCUCCCGCCCAGCUCGACGACGACAAACCUCCCUGCAGAAAGCCCAGCAUCAUGCGGCUGCCUCCGCGCCCAUGACCCCUCGAGUGAUCAACGCCGCUCCCUCGCUGGAGAAGGCUCAAAUCCAUGGCAUUGACGACGAGCGCCCAAUGUCCUCCAAGAUCAUGGGCAUGCUGGGCCGCAUCUUCAUCGAGACCAUCCCGCAAUGGCUCACCGUCGGUGCAAUGCUGCUCCUGAUUUUUGGGGGCUGCUGUUCCAACGUCUUUGCCUUGGAGGCUAUCAUCCAGGUUGAGCCAGCCAGCGGCACUCUCCUGACCUUUGUCCAGUUCCUCUUCGUCGCCGUCACGGGCUACAUAUCUCAGUUCGACGAGACCCGGCCUCCGUUCUUCCUACGACCGAACAAGGUGCCCCUGCGGCGCUGGCUGAUCAACAUCGUGCUCUUCUUCAGCAUCAACACGCUGAACAACCAUGCUUUUAGCUACGAUAUCUCAGUUCCCGUGCACAUCAUCCUCAGGUCCGGAGGAAGCAUAACGACCAUGAUUGCGGGAAGCAUCUGGGGGAAGAGAUACUCUCGCAUACAGUUCACAGCUGUCAUGCUUCUCACCGUUGGUGUCAUAACUGCCGCUUGGUCCGACGCGCAGACUAAGGGAAGCACGGAAGAGAAGGCGGGAAGCACGCAGAGCUUCAACACCGGCCUCGCCAUCCUCUUCGCUGCCCAAGUCGCCUCUGCAAUCAUGGGCCUAUACACCGAAGACACAUACCGGAAGUACGGUCCGCAGUGGAAAGAGAACCUUUUCUACUCGCAUCUACUCUCCUUGCCGCUUUUCAUCCCGUUCAUGCCGUCCAUGUGGAGGCAGUACAACAAGCUGGCAAACAGCGCGCCGCUGCCUCUUCCGAUCGCGGGAAUCUUUGGAAUUGAGAAGCUGCCGGACCACGUCCAACGUGGCGUCGACAGGAUUUACAUUCCGAGCCAGCUGUUCUACCUCGCCAUGAACGUCCUGACGCAGUAUGCCUGCAUCCGCGGCGUCAAUCUGCUUGCGGCUGCGUCGACAGCGCUGACGGUGACUAUCGUUCUGAAUAUCCGCAAGCUGGUGAGCCUCCUGCUCAGCAUCUGGCUGUUUGGGAACCAGCUGGCCACGGGCACGCUGCUUGGUGCUUGCAUCGUGUUCUUUGCGGGAGGACUGUACUCGCUCGACUCAGGCAAGAAGGUAUCCCCUAAGCCCAGGACGGCCAAGAUUGAGGGAGAGAAGAUGGCCGACCACUCCUUUGUCGAGGACCCCACCUCGGCUUCGACUUCCCCUAAGCUCAACACAACCGCCAUGCCUCUGGCCCAAGAGUCCGACGGAGAGGACGACACUGCCACAUUCCAGAGCGCCAGCCCUCAGUCAGACGAGGGGCAGCCUGGACAAGCAACUUCCAAGAGCACCCCCGACGGAGACGAGGAGGAAGACGAAGACGGUCUGCUGCCCCGAGACAUGCCCAAGAAGACGGCCUUCUACGACCCCGUGGCCGAGCGCCAGAUGACACAGCACGACGCAAAACUCUUCUACCAGCGAAGCCAGCAAGACCAACAGAAAGGGGCCGGCCAGCCUUGGGGCUCCUCCGUCUACGACGGCAGUAUCCAUGGCAGCCCCGUCAUCUCCCACGGAGCAGGGGCCUCGCUCGAGAGAGCUCUCAGCUCCUCGUACGACCUCCCUGCCGCUGCGUGGCCCCAGAAUGGCUCGCCCACUGGCGGUGAGAGUGUCUAUGGUAGUGGCUCCAAGAAAGACACUACCCACUUCACCAUGCCCAGUAACCGCAGUCACCCCGAGAGCCACUCAGAGUUUCAUAGGGUGCCCAGUGCACUAGGCGUCAGCGCUCAAGAUGCUGUCUACCAGGCUCAGUUGGAAAUGAGCACAGGGGCUCCUCAUGGGAUCGGUAGUGCCUCCUAUGUCGGCGCUGAUGCUUCGGUCACGGCCGAGCUGAGCAGCAUCCUGAAAAAUGUCCAGAAGAUUCUCGACAUCCGUCACAAGUACAUUCGCCUCUCACUUCAGGGGCCGUCAGACAGCCCCAAGGACGAUCCAAACUGGCCAAUCUACCCGCCUCCGCCUCAGCCAGUCUGGGUGGGCGACCAAGACAAGGGCGCUCAUGGAAGCAAUGGACCAAACAGCAUGACCAACAGCACGACUUUGCCGGCUGAUCAGGCAGCAGCCCAGACUCCCAAGAAAAGACGCAAGCUCGGCGAGGACAUCGGUUCGGACUUCGACAUGGCUGAUCUGGAGCCCCUGCCAGGCGCGAGCGAGAUGACCUUUGGGCUCGAUGCGAACGGAGUGUAUCAGGUCUUCGAGAAUGAGGAUGCCAAAGCAGCCAACACGCCGGCUGUCAACGUCCCGACCAUCAAAGAAUAUUACGUCGACCUCGACGUGAUCUUGUCAGUAUCGUCUGAUGGCCCGUCAAAGAGUUUUGCCUUUCGCCGGCUGCAGUACUUGGAGGGGAAGUACAACCUCUACGCCCUCUUGAAUGAGUAUCAGGAGACUGCAGACACCAAGAAGGUGCCACAUCGUGAUUUCUACAACGUUCGGAAGGUCGACACCCACGUGCAUCAUUCGGCCUGCAUGAACCAGAAGCAUCUACUUCGCUUCAUCAAGAGCAAGAUGAAGAAGUCACCAGAUGAGGUGGUACUGCACAGGGAUGGCAAAUAUCUCACGCUACGAGAGGUCUUCGAGAGUAUCAACUUGACGGCGUACGAUCUCAGUAUCGACACGCUGGAUAUGCAUGCUCACACGGACUCGUUCCAUCGUUUUGACAAGUUCAAUCUGAAAUACAACCCCAUCGGAGAAUCCCGUUUGCGUACCAUCUUCCUGAAGACGGACAACCUGAUCAAAGGCCGCUACCUCGCAGAAAUCACCAAGGAGGUCAUCGCGGAUCUGGAGUCCAGCAAGUACCAGGUCGUUGAGUGGCGUAUCUCGAUCUAUGGCCGGUCGAUGGACGAGUGGGACAAGCUCGCUGCAUGGGUUGUUGACAACAAACUUUUCUCACACAACGUCCGCUGGCUCAUUCAGAUUCCCCGCCUGUACGAUGUGUACAAGGCGAGUGGAACUAUGGAGACGUUUGAGCAGAUCGUCAAGAAUAUAUUCGAGCCGCUCUUCGAGGUCACCAAAGACCCCCAGAGCCACCCCAAGCUUCACGUAUUCCUCCAGAGGGUGGUCGGUAUCGACAGUGUCGACGACGAGAGCAAGGUCGAGAGACGCCUGUUCAGGAAGUACCCCGUCCCCCGAGUCUGGGACACGAAGCAGAACCCACCCUAUAGCUACUGGAUCUACUACAUUUUUGCCAACAUCACUUCGCUCAACUUCUGGAGGAAGCAGCGCGGCUUCAACACGUUCGUCAUCCGGCCGCAUUGCGGUGAGGCAGGUGACGUCGAGCAUCUCGCGGUGGCUGCCCAGUGUGCCCACAGCAUCAGCCACGGCCUACUACUCCGCAAGGUGCCUCUGCUGCAGUACAUUUUCUACCUCGAGCAGAUCGGCGUGGCCAUGUCUCCCCUCAGCAACAAUGCGCUGUUCCUGGCGCUGGAGCGAAACCCGUUCUACCAGUAUUUCAAGCGUGGCCUAAACGUGUCCCUGUCCACGGACGACCCUCUGCAGUUCGCCUACACCAAGGAGCCGCUAAUGGAGGAGUACGCCGUUGCGGCGCAGAUCUACAAGCUCAGCCCCAUCGACAUGUGCGAGCUCGCAAAGAACUCUGUCAAGCAAAGCGGAUACGAGCACUCGAUAAAGCAGCACUGGCUCGGCCCCAACUUCCUGAGGCCUGGGUUCAGGGGCAACACCAUGGUCAAGACCAACGUGCCUGACCGGAGGGAGGAGUUCCGAUACCGUACCUUGCUCGAGGAACAACAGAUGGUCGAGAUGUACACCUCGUACACCACAGAUCCUUCUGCAGACCCGGCCACAGCCGCGCCCAGCGGCACCACCUCAGCGGUCCCUAAGUCGCCAGCUACGAUCAUGAAGAACAGCCUCAACGUGGAUGUGCAGACGCCAGUGCACCCGCAGUCAAAGAGGGCGGCGCCGACGUCCUCGCCCUCGGUGGCACCCGUGCAGCAGCCGAAUGCGGCGCCUCCACCGCCCGGCCCCGGCGCCGUCCAGCCCGCGGCGCCGUGGCCGAUAGACGGGAUGAAGGACGCGUCCCUGUCCGGGAGCGAGCCGCGGAUCUACCCCGGGAUGAUCAGCAGGAGGCAGAGGACCAACAGCCUCCGGCAGGGGUCAGGGCAUGAGGCUGACGGCACGGCGAAGAGGCUGUCUACCAGCAACAUGGAUGAGGUUGAGGAAGAGGCCGUCGACGGGUCGAAGGAGUGA
This is a messenger RNA of Diaporthe citri, 4335 nucleotides long. RefSeq lists its product as uncharacterized. Bases 1 to 4335 code for a protein of 1444 amino acids. Gene Ontology annotation, molecular function: AMP deaminase activity. Lineage: Eukaryota; Fungi; Ascomycota; Sordariomycetes; Diaporthales; Diaporthaceae. Gene Ontology annotation, biological process: AMP metabolic process; transmembrane transport; IMP salvage. Gene Ontology annotation, cellular component: cytosol. The record is from RefSeq and is a predicted model, not a curated record. The transcript is spliced from 6 exons.